AUGUUCGAGUUCCGCGAUUUCAAAUUUCUCAAGAUUUACAUCGCAUGCAUCUCGAUCUACGUCGUCGCCGCCAUCGCCGCGGUGGUCUGGACAUACCAGGGCCCCGUCGUCGUCAGCAGCGAGUACACGAGAAGCAGAGUCUUCCGCACCCCGGACGAGCUGAAAGUCAACCAGCUGUACUCCGGUCUGGCUCUCUCUGCACUGCUCGCGCCUGCGGGCAUGCUCGUGCAGUGGAUCAUGCACGAUUUCCGACAGUUGCGGCUGUUUGCCCUCACAGCUCAGAGACCUGUUCCGCUGGCGGAUUUGGACAGCAUCGGAGACGAUUCGAGCGCGUGGACGCUCCGCGUUCUGGGGAAGUAUUCGUGGUGGUACGCGGUUAUGCAGGCGGCGCUCAUUGUCAUCCGGACGAGCAUCGUCCCCGUGGGCACUUUGAUGCUCACCACCGGGGUUCACCAUGAGAACAGAGAUGGGACCGGUGUCGUUGGCUUACCCAUCCUGCCAUCCGAGGACUCGACUGUUCGAAGGCUGGCCAACGCCAUGGGGUGGGAUGGGCAGGGCGCUUUCUCCCAGACACUUGAUGGAAAUGACACAUUUCUUUCUCAAGCUGUUUACACGUUUGUCGGCAACAUCGUUAGCCAAAGCGCCCUGGUCGACGUUUUCUCCGGCGUCAUCGGCCCCAUCCCGACGCACAACCUUACCUUCAACACCAACACAACGUACGAGGGUCUCGUGCUGUAUCACUGGGACGCGAAGUGUGAGGCUGCGCUCGACGUGCCUUACACGACGUCUCUGAACGGAUCGAGCGCGACGUACGUCUUCACGAUGCCCGACUCAAGCACCGAAACCAUCGACCUCGGGCGCCUGAAGCGGGAUUCUCAGUCCCUGCGGUUGUGGAAUAACAGAGCCAAUAACUCCAUCAACGGCAUUCCCAUCGGCGGCACGACCUACUUCAUCUCGGGUACCUAUGCCUCUUCCCUAAAGAACGACUCGGCCGUGGGGCGAAACGACAGCAGCUUGACCAAGACCGAAGAAGGACAUUGGAUUUCCCGCACCCGGUGUACUCCGGAGUUCAGGUGGGAAGUAGGUUCCUGCACUUUCAACGGCACGCUUAUGACGGCUUGUGAGGGCAAGCCGGGUACCAACACCACGGCCUUGGACACCGCCGCGCUGGACAGGUUGAAUGACUACAUGACGGCAAUUCCGCUGUGGAUCUCGAAAGAAAAGCUCUCAAGUGAGAUCAUCGACAGAACCCUCGACACGCUGUAUUCCAUCCCGACGUCCCAAGACUGGGGACACUUUUACGGAAAUAUCGCGCAGUCGAUCGCGGCAAUCUCGACUGCUGGAUACUUUGGAACGGCCUCGGUGCCUGUGGUAGAAGUUGUCACGGAGCAGGUUUACAUUAUGAGGACGGUGGUGUUGUGGGUAGUUUUGGCCAUGUUGUUAACCGUUCUCAUCUUGAGUUGCCUCGAUAUCUACCGAAGCAAGUCCCGAGGCUUGCCUUUCAGGACGGCCACGUUCUUGGCCAUAGCAAACGCCGUCAGUGGCCCAUGGUGGGAUCAGGAAUUAUACGGGAGCUGUGCAGCUACGGAGAUGGCCAUGCAGAAGCGAAGUUCGUCGUCCGUCAUGUUUGGUGUGGACGCGAAUAACCCGUACCAUAUUGGGCUUCUGCCAGCAGUCUUGCCGAUUCAACGCGACAAGUCGUAUUUUGGAUAUGAGGAACGCGGAGUGGCCAAAGUUGAAAAGAACGUUGUCAAGUUAGAGAACUAG
Molecule: messenger RNA, 1767 nt
Organism: Colletotrichum karsti
Lineage: Eukaryota; Fungi; Ascomycota; Sordariomycetes; Glomerellales; Glomerellaceae
Exons: 1
Coding region: 1-1767 (588 amino acids)
Source: RefSeq, a predicted model, not a curated record